Anoplophora glabripennis (Asian longhorned beetle) is the source of this 1159-nucleotide messenger RNA. RefSeq names its product protein HIRA-like. The transcript has 5 exons. Bases 13 to 801 code for a protein of 262 amino acids. The record is from RefSeq and is a predicted model, not a curated record. Gene Ontology annotation, molecular function: protein binding; nucleosome binding. Gene Ontology annotation, cellular component: nucleus; HIR complex. NCBI's taxonomy places the organism in Eukaryota, Metazoa, Arthropoda, Insecta, Coleoptera, Cerambycidae. Gene Ontology annotation, biological process: chromatin remodeling; DNA-templated transcription; regulation of DNA-templated transcription.
UCCAUAAGAUGUAUGGCUUGCAAUAGAAAGACAAUAGUAGCUUGUUGCGAAGACUUAACGAUAAAUUGUUACGAUCUCAAAUCUGGUGCUAGAUCACUGCCACCUUUAUUAAUCGAAGACGUUGUCUCUUCUCUUAGUCUUUCCCAGAAUAGUUACUGUUUGGUAUUAACCAAAACCGGAUUAUUACAUAUGUGGGAUCUACAGAACUCGAAAAGUUUAUUAACCCGCAUCUCAGUGCGAAGUUUGUUGACGGGGAAAGGUUCUGUGAAUGGCUGUAGUUUAAGUUCAACCAAUCAACCAGUUCUAACUUUAUCAGAUGGACGAGCUUAUUCUUAUUGUAUGAAUCUGCAGACAUGGGUUCAGUUGUCUAACCCUCUAGAUCCUGUCAGCGGAACGGGAGGAAACUUAAUAAGACGCGUUCCGGCUAAUUUACCGUUGGCGUCACUGCAGCGACACAUGCCGGUACAGAGGUGCAUGGAUACAUUACCACCAGGAGUGACAUUAAGUUUUCUCGAAUCACAGAUUACCGCAACGAGUGUGCUACAGUCAGCCGCUGAGUACAGGCAUUGGUUGAUUGCCACGGUCAACCAUUUGCUUGAUAAAGGUCCUGAAUGUAGGUUACGGCUCGUGUUGGAUGAUCUUAUGGGUCCGAAUCACACGUCAUCGAAGAAACAGAAAAUGGAUACUAGAUUGGAAGGAACCAAUAGGACGCUCCUAAACGAAGUAUUAGCAAUUAUCAAAACCAAAUUACCCUGGCAAAGACUGUAUAAAGAAUAUAGUGAACAGCUUUCCGAUCCUUAGUAUAUUUUUAAGUUUAAUUAGGAUAGUUUUCAGUGAAUCUUUAUACAAGUCAUAGAUAUAAGUUUAUUUUUUAAUAAAUACAGAAAUGAUGAAAACCACAAGGAGAUAGUUUGAAACAACCUUGUGCAUGACUGAUCACUAAGCAAGGUCCGAGAACGAGCUGUACAGGGUGAUCAAUAGUUCUUGGGAAACACUUUUUUCUCAAAAACAGUUGAAGAUAAUUAAAUUCCGAUAUCAAUGUUAUAUUUUCAGUGACCGAAUGCUCUGGUAAUUUCUUUUUCUCAGAAACAAAUAUUUUUUUGAGUGUGAAGCGAAGAAAGCUAUGACUCUAUAUUAAUUCGAAGUGAACACACUGUAU